AUGGGGAAAACACUAGGCUUAAGUUCGCUGGAGCUCAAGGCUCUUAGUGUCCCCUCAUCGCUUCGUUUCCUUCUCGGCGUGGAAUAUGAUGUUUUGUUGUGUGUGACAGAGGUUGGCAAGCGCCGAUCGUGCACGAUUCGCUUUCCUGUUUUGGGAAUUAACUUUCAGAAGCUUCUCGAACUGUGCGCGGAGCGCUUUGGCCUUUGUUGCACACAAAAUGAGGAUCACUCACUUCUCUCCGGGACGGCCAUAAUACCACCUUUGCGCUACAUUGAUUACUUACCAGGGGCUCUACACGCGGAGGAAUUGCUGGGUUGUUUGGGUGUGAAACCGGUCACAAAUCCAAAACGUUACGGAGCAUCCGUACACGAUUUUUUAGCAUCAUUUAUUGAUUACAGUGGGUACAACACAGAUGCUUCACUUGCCGAUGUGCAUGGUACCGGGUUUUACUUAACGCUAGACCACGGCCUCUCGACUGCCACCCAUAGCCAUCUUGUGAAGAUUUCCUUUCACAAAGGGUGUAGUCUGGAGGAGGCGUUGCGGGAAUUUGAGGAGUUUAGUGGGUGGACCACAUUUGACAUACGCUACGAGGAUGUGGACGACAAGCUUGCAGGUGGAGUCGUAGUGAUGCCCUCAGUUCAAGAUGCAUGUGAUUUAUUUGAAAAGUACGAAGAUGAGGACUCUGAUGAUGAGGGGGGGUUACUCCCGUUUAUGCUUCGCCCAGUCUCUCCACUGACGUCUGUUCCUUCUGUAGAGGAUUCUGCUUUGAAAAGGUUACGAGAUCAUCAGUGGGGAGAAAUUGAAAAAUUCUGGGAACGCUUCCCCAAGUGGAAAAAUUGUGUUGUGGUUUCAAAUCUAUACGAGUCUGCCUCACUGGAGGAGGCCCUUGCGCUCUUUAAGGAUCUCACCGUCACGGCCUCUUCGCUGGUGGAGGAUAACUCGCCCGCGCGACGAAGACGCGUUUUUGUGACGUUUGCGACGUCGGAUGAGGCCAAAACUGCGCUGUUUGUGGAUGGCAAGAGUACGAAAGGAAAAACACUGCGGGUACAGGUUUCGCCGCCGUACCUCAAUGAAAGUCGACGGGGGCGAGUGUUGGAAAGUCGACCGCCUUCGCUCUCGGAACCGCCUGGACAACAGCCAGCAACAGAGAAGCGUCCGGUUUCUUUGGGUUCUCCUGCUCACGCUCGAGAAAAACGUGACGCCGCUGCCAGUAACAAUCCCGAGGCUUCCACACCGUCGGGAAGAAAUCGAAGUAGCAAGAAAGCUGGCGAUGACAAAAAUUGGAAUGCACCUGUACCGAAAAGCCGCACACCGAUACAGGAUGCCGCCUCGGCUCCUGUUCCUGGUGCAGCUGCAGCUAGGGAAGGCGGAGACCAAAAAAAAACAGCAACACCGCCAAAACAAUCACAACGUAGUCCAAUAAUUGUUGCGUCUACGAUGAAUGCGAACGCCAGAGAAUUUGUUCCGUCUUCUACAUAUCAGGCAAGCACUACCUCUCCUGAGUACUACCAUUCGUCAAUCCCAAUGGCAUAUUUGGACGAAAACUACGGGCAGCCUCCUCCUUGUUACCCUGCCGUCGCUUUGGGACCUGUUGGAAUGGCGCGUCCAAUGGGUGUAGUGCCCCGAAGUUUAAGGAGCGGGGCGGCGCCACCGCCGUAUUCGUCGCCGCCGCCUUACUCCAUGGUCAGUGGACAAAGCAUGCACAUGGUUCAGCCCCCACCUCCUCCACCUCCACCGUCCUCGUAG
Messenger RNA from Trypanosoma cruzi, 1746 nucleotides. RefSeq lists its product as uncharacterized. Gene Ontology annotation, molecular function: RNA binding. The record is from RefSeq and is a predicted model, not a curated record. The transcript has a single exon. The coding region runs from base 1 to 1746 and encodes 581 amino acids. Lineage: Eukaryota; Euglenozoa; Kinetoplastea; Trypanosomatida; Trypanosomatidae.